AUGCCAGAGCCAACCUCGCCGACGUCGGCGACGUCUCCCAAGGCUUAUAGGCACAUCAUUUUGACAACGUAUCCCGGCCAAAGCGGUAUUGAACCCGUGCCUCUCGAAUGGGGUGCCCCAAAUGCCAAAUUGCGCGGUCCGAUUGUGGUGUCGCGGAGUGGGAACCUCGUGAAGCGCCGCAAUGCGAUCGGUGCUCAUGGCGGCAGCUACAGCAUCUAUAAUGCGUUGGCCAUUGCUGCGGGCGAUCUCGAUGCUGAUUUUCGACCCGAUUUGCGUAACAGCGAGCCGACUUUCAACUUUGUGCAACAGCCAGCGUGGGGCGAUAUAAAGAAGAUCGUCUCGAUGGAUCCGUACGGACAUGAUAUCGUCAACCAGUACAAAGAGGAACUGGCAGCCGGCUGGGAUAUCCGGCCCACUAUGGCCAUCACCAGGGCUAACAUGAAACUUGCAGAGAUUGGCGAAGCGGUAAAGGAGGGAAAGUUGAAUGUGGAUGGCUCUAUCAUUGUUGACUCCUCCGGCGAGGUACGCGUCACAAAGGUCGCAGUGGAACCGGUGUGGUAUCUGCCUGGGGUGGCCGAGCGAUUUGGCGUGGAUGAAGGCACUCUGCGUCGAUCUUUGUUCGAGCAUACCGGUGGCAGCUAUCCCGAGCUUAUUACUCGGACAGACCUGAAGGUCUUUCUUCCCCCGAUCGGAGGCCUCACGGUGUACAUCUUCGGUCCACCUGAACGAGUAUCUGACGAGAAUGUCAAGCUGGCAUUGCGCAUUCACGAUGAAUGCAAUGGCAGUGAUGUCUUCCAGUCAGAUAUCUGUACAUGUCGCCCGUACCUAGCCUUCGGUGUCCAGGAAGCGAUUCGCGAGGCGCAGAAUGGCGGAAGUGGCGUGGUCAUUUAUUUCCGGAAGGAAGGUCGUGCUUUGGGAGAGGUAAUCAAGUACCUGGUGUAUAACGCCCGCAAACGUGGAGGAGACACCGCCGACAAGUACUUCACACGCACGGAGAACAUCGCAGGCGUGCGGGAUAUGCGAUUCCAAGCCCUCAUGCCCGACAUCCUUCACUGGCUAGGCAUAAAGAAGAUUGACCGCAUGCUGUCCAUGUCGAAUAUGAAGCACGACGCCAUCGUGGAAUCAGGAAUUAAGAUCCUCGAGCGUAUUCCCAUCCCCGAAGAUAUGAUCCCCAGCGACUCGCGGGUCGAGAUCGAUGCGAAGAUUAACGCUGGAUACUUCACUACUGGGAAGCAGUACACGAUGGAAGAGCUUGCUCAGGUCCGUGGGCGUGGAUGGGAAAAGUGGGAGGACAUUACGCAUUAA
Messenger RNA from Penicillium cinerascens, 1305 nucleotides. Its product is annotated as putative GTP cyclohydrolase II. The record is from RefSeq and is a predicted model, not a curated record. Gene Ontology annotation, biological process: riboflavin biosynthetic process. The transcript is spliced from 4 exons. NCBI's taxonomy places the organism in Eukaryota, Fungi, Ascomycota, Eurotiomycetes, Eurotiales, Aspergillaceae. Gene Ontology annotation, molecular function: GTP cyclohydrolase II activity. Bases 1 to 1305 code for a protein of 434 amino acids.